AGGCACAUGAUAAUCAGAUGAUUAAACAUGGCUGCCACGAAGAAAAGGUAACAAAGCGAGUAAGAAGGAAGUUGUGCACUUUAUUCAUGAUGUCUGAAACACAAAAGUGCUGUGGGUGCUUUGGAAAUUUAUUUGGAAGCUUGCAACAUGACAGAAAAAGAGGAAGGUGGUAUAGAAGAGCCCGGUAUAAUGAAAGAGAAUACAGCAUAGAGUUUGAAAACCUUAUUGAAGAUGAAGAUUUUCGUCCAAGUAGAAGUUUUGUAGUUUCCGAAGAAGAAAGACAGCUUGUUGCUAAUGGGAGAUACGAUGUAUUAAUUGAGCACCAGAAAAGAACAGAUGCUGCCAUAGAGGAAGAGUUGAGAAGGCAAGAAGAAGACCUCAGACUCGAAGAAGAGGCCUACACCCAAGCAAAGAAUGAGGCAGCAAAGGUCUCGACUCAAUCGACAACCAAAAAGGCGGAGAAAGCAACAGUGCAAAGUCAAAGGGCGUUUGAUAGCGACGAAUUCACAAGUUGGCUCUCUCAAGAAAAUCUUGAAGUGAACAGCCCCGAGCUGGAUGUUGAAGACUUUGACUCAUUCCUCGAAAAGGUGAAAGCACGCUCCCUCGCAGGGAGUGCCAAAGCGACAGACGAGACAACCGAGAAGUCGGCAAUUUGGGAAGAUACCAUGAACCAGGGGCUUGAGGCGACCAAAAUUGCGGGCAAUGCUUUGAGCGCCCUGAGCCCCGUCGACGACGAUGAUAUUCAGCGGACUGGCAGUACAAUGGAUACAAAAAGUCUGGAUGAUGACGAUGAAUUACUUAUUUAGUUAAUGCAUAAAUAGACAGGUAUCUAGAUUUAUAAUGAUAAUAUGCAAAGUUCCUGUGCCGCAAUAAAUGCUGUAUAUCCUCAAAGCUACCCAAGCAUAUCUAAUUUAUUCUAAGAAGAAUUUCAUGCUUCCUAUCAAACUCUAGCCUUCAAAGAUCUUCAUUUCUUUAAACAGAGCCCUAGAGUAGUCUCACCCCCCCCCCACCCCGCUGCACUAAAUAGACUCAUGUCCCGAUUUGAUUUCUGAAGUCUUUGAACUGAUUUAGUAGCCUUUUAAAUAUUAAACAUGAAUUCAAAUUUAAUUCAAGUCUUAUUUAAACAACUAAUUUAAACAGGAACAUUCAGCCCUACAUGAAUAAUGGUGGAAACUAUUUCUGGCUGUCAAAGUAUAGGAUGGGUGUUUAUGCAUUCAUUAAGAUAAUGACACAUUGCGAUUUUUAAUAAUUAAACGUUUUUGCUUUUAUUUCCUCUACUAGAAGACUCCUUACUUUAUCUGUUUCAAUAAAAGUUAUCAAAUCUUUUAGGAUCCCCUAAGCCGUAGGAUUUGCUCUAGCCAUUUUUUUAGUUUGUAACACCACUAACUGUAUUGCGAUGCUACCUUGAGUAACAGUUCAAUCCAAUCUAACACAAUUCCAAAGGAGUAGAUCUUAGCAAGCUCGAUUAAACUAUCUAAUUGUUUGAUCAGAUGCAGCCUUUCCACCUCUUCAGAUGACGCCCCCCCCCCCCCUCACCAAAUGUCGAUUUCCAGAGAUAUCUUAAAAGGAUGCACAGUUUUGUCGUUUCUGAGGUUAGUUUCUUGCAUUAGCAAUUUGCGCUUUUAUAUAUUUUUCAUCUCUUUUUCCAAAUAUUACCUGAUAGUUUAGGCAAAUAUCAUACAGGUCACUCAAAAGGCGCGCUUCCCAAUUUCCAACGUCGUGUUAUAGAAAAUCAACACUGUUCUCGAUGGGAGAGGGGAUUGAAUUUGCCCUUGAAACUGACGUUAGUGUUCAAAGACUUUUGGCAGGGAUUGUAGGUCAAUGAUUAACACAAAUUUGGUAGUUCAAUAUUGUUAGCAGUCGAUAUCUGUAGUGAACUUCAAUAAAUAUUUAUAGAGCUGUAAUUUGAAAUUAUUGCUCAGGGUUGUGUUAUAAUAUUAGUUAAUAUCACAAUGAUUGAAAAUUUUCUGGAAAGAAGAAUUCUGGCAUGUCUCAUAAUGGUUUCUCUGCUUGUACGAGCUCUCUAAUGGUUUGAUAGCCCCCCUCUGUUCCACUUAA
Molecule: messenger RNA, 2058 nt
Organism: Rhopilema esculentum
Lineage: Eukaryota; Metazoa; Cnidaria; Scyphozoa; Rhizostomeae; Rhizostomatidae
Biological process (GO): regulation of Arp2/3 complex-mediated actin nucleation; negative regulation of substrate adhesion-dependent cell spreading; negative regulation of cell motility
Molecular function (GO): AP-1 adaptor complex binding
Source: RefSeq, a predicted model, not a curated record